Octopus sinensis (East Asian common octopus) is the source of this 4197-nucleotide messenger RNA. Its product is annotated as phosphorylase b kinase regulatory subunit beta. Gene Ontology annotation, biological process: glycogen metabolic process. Lineage: Eukaryota; Metazoa; Mollusca; Cephalopoda; Octopoda; Octopodidae. The transcript has 24 exons. The coding region runs from base 32 to 3301 and encodes 1089 amino acids. Gene Ontology annotation, cellular component: phosphorylase kinase complex. Gene Ontology annotation, molecular function: calmodulin binding. The record is from RefSeq and is a predicted model, not a curated record.
AAUAACCAAUUAUUUUAUUUUUGUAAAUCUGAUGCUUAAAACACCUUAUAUUAAGAUGAGUCUUUAUAAAAUGGAAAAUUGCGACGAUCGUCUGACACCGAGGGAUAUUGCAAUGGCGGGGAUUAAGAGAGAAAAUUAUGAAGCUACCGUUAAAAAACUGGAUACUUAUUAUUUUAGACUGAAAUCUGAGAUUUCCAGAUACCAAAGCCUUUCUCUUGGUCUCUACCCGGAGUGUGGUACACCUGAUCCUUACAAAGCAUCCAACCAUGGCCACGUCCGAGACAGUAUUUAUUGUGCGGCAGCAACAUGGUGUCUCUCACAGGCAUACAGACACAUCGAUGAUGACCAGGGCCGGUGCCAAGAGCUGGCACAUAAUGCCAUCAAAACCAUGCGUGGUGUUCUCUACUGUUGGAUGCACCAAAACACUAUAACACAGAACAUUGAAAAAUUCAAGCAUGACCAAAACCCCAUCAAUGCUCUCCACAGUGUGUUCGAUAUUGUCACUGGUGAUCCAGUCUUCAAGAAGGAUGAAUCAGGGCACUUACAGCUUGAUGUUGUUGGUCUCUACCUCAUCUUCCUUGUCCAGAUGAUAACCUCUGGCCUCCAGGUGAUAUUUUCAUCUGACGAAGUGAACUUUGUACAGAAUCUUGUGUUCUACGUUGAGCGUGCCUAUCGCACUCCUGACUAUGGCAUGUGGAAGAGGGGAACGAAAUAUAACAAUGGCAGUACAGAAAUACAUGCAAGUUCUAUUGGUUUCUGUAAAGCUGCUUUGGAAUCCAUAAGUGGAGUGAACCUGUUUGGAGAAUAUGGUGCUUCCUGGUCUGUCAUUUAUAUUGACAUUGAUGCCCACAAUCGGAACCGAACUAUUUUUGAAACCAUCCUACCUCGAGAGUCAAAUUCCAAGAAUACUGAUGCCUCCCUUCUUCCAGCAAUCAGCUGGCCAGCAUUUGGCAUCCACGAAACAUACUUGCGUGAACGAGCAAUCAGCAAAGUUCUGCGCAAACUCAGUGGCAACUACGGAUUGAAACGCUACCUCCGUGACGGCUAUAAGACUGUUCUAGAAGAUGAAUCUCGUAAGCACUACGUGCCAGCAGAGAUUAAGAACUUUGAUGGCAUUGAGUGUGAGUGGCCAAUGUUCUAUGCCUACCUCAUGAUUGAGUAUGAAUUCAAAGGCAAUAAGGCACUGGUUGAAGAGUAUUACCAACGCCUUAAACCUUUAUUGAAACAGACUGGAUAUGGUUAUCUGAUACCAAAAUAUUAUUAUGUUCCAAAGGAAAAUAUUGAGAAUGAAAUAAAGAAUCCUGGCAGUACUGAAAAGAUCCCUAGUCCUGAAGGUUCAAGUGAUGGGGUUUUUCUCUGGGGACAAUCAGUCCUCCUUAUAGCUGAGAUGCUCCGAGAGGAUUUAAUCCACAUCAAUGAACUGGACCCUAUUCGUAGGUAUCUCCCUGCACCAGAAAGACCACGGUUCAGUUCUCGAUACAGUGCAUUCCAGGGCACCCCUGAUGACCUCGUCAUUCAAAUGGUACUCAUCUCUGAAAGUGCCGAACUUCAAAAGCUGCUGGGAACCUAUGGUAUUGAAACCCAAACUCCAAGACAGGUGGAACCUAUCCAGAUUUGGUCACCAAAAGAAUUAACAAAGGCAUAUGAGUACCUUGGUAAGAACAAGAAGCUUCAAAUAUCAGGAAGGCCGUCUCGUCCAUUUGGAGUACUUAGUACUUCGAAGAUUUACCGUAUUUGUGGCCAAACUGUGCUGUGUUACCCCCUGUUGUUUGAAAUCAGCAGUUUUUAUUUAGCCCAAGAUCUGUCAUUAGUCGUGGAUAAUUGCAAAAAUGAUCUGGCUUUUGUAGCUAAAUGUUGGAAGUUGUAUGGCAGGCCGACAUUCUGUAUGGUGAUUCGACAGGAUAUUGUCCAGAACGGCGAUUUCAAUUGCUUUUUGGAUCUCUUAUCUGAAUUAAAAAGAGGUGGCUGUAGUGGCCUUCGAGUACGGUUUGGAAGGCUUCAGGCAAUGAUAUCCUCUGCAUGCAUUGAACAUUUGGACUUCCUACAUGUGCUCGAUGACUUGGAGAUUUUCCAACCAUUUCAAGAGAAACCUUCUUCUCUGAACAUUUCCAACAUGUUGGCAAUCCCACCUCCCGCUCAUGUAGAAGAAGAAGAAGCAGACAUAAAGGAUUACAAAAACAUUUCAACCCCUGAACUAGCAAAGAUGUUGCGGUAUUCUGAGACGACCAGCAGGACUCUAAAGAUUCUUAACAUCCUGUUGAACAAGGAAGGAAUGGAUUAUCGCAUUGAGGAGUAUACAAUAAAGGAGAGACUGGAGCGUACUCUCCUUAUUGCCGGCAACAAGAGGCAGUGGGCUCACGUCAGGCUGUGUGCCGCUCUUCUUGGUAAAGUUGUUGAUAGUCUGGCGCCAUCGAUAACAUCUGUAUUGGUACGAGGAAAACAGAUAACUGUUGGUGUGUUUGGUCAGAAGGAACACAUUCUGGACAAGCCAAUUCCUCCGGGAGAGAUCAAAGAAAUGAUCUUCUCCUCCUGCAAGGAAUUCAACAUCUCAGAGUCAGUACUUCAACAGGAGAUCAUCAUCAACAUUGGCAAAUUAAUUUCUACCUCACCACAAUUCUUUGAAGGAAUUCUCAGGAUUAGAAUUGGAUGGUUCAUCUAUGCCAUGAAGUUGGAACUCAGUGGUCAGCCAGGACCGAAAGACCUCUUCAGUCUCUCACCACAGCAGAUCAAACAGUUGCUGCAGAGGUUGCUCCAGCGGGACAUGGCUCAACUCGAUAAAAGUAACCCCUUAAUGAGACGACAAAUAGAUGGGGCCUUGAAUAGGGUCCCAAAGAAUUUCUAUGAUCAGGUUUGGAAGAUUUUGGAGAAAACCCCAGGCGGUGUCAAAGUGGUUGGCUACCUCUUACCUCAACAACCGACCCUCUCAGACAUGACCAUGUAUGAGAUGAACUUUUCCCUGCUGGUGGAGAAGAUGUUGAGUGAAAUUGUCGAUCCAGCCUAUCGUCAGAUUGUGGUGGAGUCUUUCAUGGUUGUGGCCACAAUCCUUGACCGUAAUCCAGAGUUGUGUUUCCCACAGGCUGUCAACAUGGACAAGAUUUUGGAGAAUGCAUUCUCUCAGUUCCAGCAAGAUCUGUCCCGAGAUGGUCAAGUGGAGAAAGAGAAAAUCACUCUACACAUGUUUGUCAGUACCCAAUCGAACGUGAAGCAGGGUACCAUCAGCUACAUAACCAAAUCUGUGGUGAAGCAGGUAUUGGAAGGUGACCUGAAGACCACACCCAACGAAAUGUGUCUCCUCUCAUAACGCAUUUCACCACCACCAACACCACCACCACCACCACCACUACCACCAUCACCUCCGUCUCUCACUCGCUUUCUCUCUUGUCUUCAACUCGUGGCUCGGGUGGUGGUGUUACCCUGAUUACAGAUGAAUCAGUGGACACACGGACACACACACAUACACACACGCAAUAUUUUACCCACCAGUAUAUUUAAUCAAAAACCAUACAUGUGAAUGAAGACAAUUAUACAUUCAUAUACAUGUGUAAUUUAAAUGGGUACUAAUACAAAACACACACACACACACACACACACACACACACACACACACACACACACACACACACUCACACACACACUCACACACACAAAUAUUUACAUAGAGAUACACAUUAUUUUAAAACACACACAUUGUCACUAUGGGCAGUUGUUUACACACACACACACACACACACGAUGAUGAUGAUGAUAAUGAUAAUGACACUCACGUCAGAAAAAGACAGUCACAUGCAAAAUCAGAUACACACAAAUAGAUAAAGAAUGACCUAGGCACAGCCACCUACAUUGAUAGUGGUACUUUCACACACACACGCACACACGCAAUAUGUAACACAGACAGAAAGCUAUUUCAAUAUCCAAGAAAAAAGUGAUAUUUUUUGACAACAGCAACUCUAACCAUUGUUCAAACUAUUGCCCUUUGACCUCCAGCUCUUAUCUAAUCAUGGUAUUCUUUCUGUAUCACACAGCUGCAUGGUUUGUGAUAACAUGCAGCAGAUAUGUUGGCUAGGUCAAUAUAGCUACAUGUGAUCUCUCCCUCUCUCUCUCUGUAAUAUAUAUAUAUAUUCACUCAUGCAUACAUACAUAUAUAUUGCUUUGGUUUUUAUGUGUCUUGUAACACACACACACACACACACAUACAUA